Vitrella brassicaformis is the source of this 2730-nucleotide messenger RNA. The record is from the annotation of a GenBank genome assembly. Lineage: Eukaryota; Vitrellaceae.
GCCGUUUUGGCUAAAGGACAUUCGUUGAGGCUUCUUCUGUGUGAAAGGUUUGCUGCUGGAUCUGCCUUGUGGUGACCGUUUUGUCAUCGGUUGGUUCAUCGACAUGCUUCCGCCUGCCUGCAACGGAGCGGCCGAGUCCGCCCCUCCACCGAUCUCCCGGAUCGAGCUCACCAAGAUGCUCAACCAGAUACAGACAGAGGGCAUCGACUUCGUGCGCUUCGAGUUCGCCGAUCUGCAUGGCAUCAGCCGCAGCAAGACGAUUCCGGUGUCCCAUGUGCCCGACUAUGGCUCACAUGGCCUCAACUUCAUCCUCGCUGUGUUUGGCAUGGACCCACUGGUACGCACCCACUGGCCCGGCCGCGGUAGCAAAACCGCGUAAUACAUGGAAUGGCAUGGCAUGUGUGUGUGUGGCUGUGGCUGUGGCAUGGCUAUGCAGGGUAACGUCGCGACUCACGGCAAAGACACCGGCACGAUGGAGGACAUCGGCUACAGCGACGGCACAUGGUUCCCCGACACCUCAACGUUCAGGGUCGUGCCGCACUCGGACAGGACGGGCCGAGUCCUCAUCGACCCCUACCACUUCGACGUCAGCCCGUCUGGCGGGUACAUGCCCUGGCUCAUGGCACCCAGAAGCGUCGCGCGAAAGCAGCUCGACCGUCUCCGGGGGAUCGGCAUCGAACUCUUGACCUCGUUCGAGUAUGAGGUGAGAUAUAUAUAUGGGCGGCAGGGUGGGGGAACGUGGUGGCCUGAUGACUCCCCGCUCUCUGUCUUUCCCCUUGUGUGUGUGCGUGUGUGCGUGUGUGUGUGUGUGUGUGGUCAGUUCUACUUGGUGGAUCGAGCCACCCGCAAGCCGCCCUUCGGCGGCAUCAACAUCUUUAGCACGAUCCGGCUGGCGCAGGAGGAAAAGCUGGUCUAUGAGGUGCUGCGGUCGAUGAAGAAGAUGGGCGUGGAGUGCACCACAGCCAACGUCGAGUAUGGGCCUGGUCAGAUGGAGCUGACGUUCGCCCCUUCGUUUGGCCUGGAGGCUGCCGACAACGCCUUCACCUUCAAAACCGGUUAAUCACACGCACAGAGAGAGAGAGAGAGCGAGAGAGCGAUCUGGUGCAUUCCUGUCGUGUAGGGCGGUGUGUGUGUGUGUCUGUGUGUGUGUUGUAGGCGUCAAGGAGAUCUGCCAGAGGGCGGGCUACAUGGCCUCGUUCAUGACCAAACCCUACCCAGACUGCGGCGGAUGUAAGCAAACGGCCCCACAUGACAUUGACACACAUCAGAUCACUUCACUUGCCUUGCCUGUCUGUCAUCUCUGUCGCUCUGCUCGUGUGUUUGUCGUCUGGCACCAUGGCAGGUGGCUGUCACCUGAACCAGUCGCUGUGGGAUGUGAGCCGGUCGGUCAACCUCACUGGCGACUCCAAGGAGCCGACGGGCUUCUCCCAGACGGCACAGCACUACAUGGCCGGCAUCCUUCACCACGGCCGGGCCAUCUGUGCCUUCUUCAACCCUACGACCAACUGCUCAAAACGGUCAGCCAGCCACUCCACCACACUGCAGCAAGCAAUGUGCCUGCCCCUGUGGUGUGUGUAUGGUAUGUCCGAUGACCUGGUGUGUCUGUCGUAGGCUGAAGGAGAACACCUUUGCGCCGGUGUCACUGUCUUGGGGCAGGCAGAACCGGACGUGCGCCAUCAGGGGGAAGCCCGGCCACAACGCAUACUUCGAGAACAGAAUUGGCGCGGGGGCGUCAAACCCCUACCUGAUCCUGGCGGCCAGCAUCGCUGCUGGUACACACACACACUCACACACGCACACACAGACAGUGAUGAGAAUGCUUGUAUGUGUGUGAGUGUAUCCUUUUUGUGUGUGAUCACGGAUAGGAAUGGACGGCAUCGAGAAGAAGAUGGAGCUGCCGCCCGGCGUCAACGGUGACGCCUACGAGAUGAAGGAUCACCCGCGGCUGCCCUCGUCGCUCGAGGAGGCCCUUGCCGCACUGAAGCAAAACAAAGUAGGGCCCCCCCACACCGCACACACACAGAGAGAGAGAGAGGGGGAGAUGGCCGGUAAUUAUCCAUCCAUCCAUUGUCUGUAUACGGCCUUCGUGUGCGUGUGUGUGUGGUUGUUGGUCCAGGUGUUGUGCAAGGCGCUGGGCGAGGACUUCAUCAAGCUGUUUGUGGCCGUCAAGGAGUGGGAGGUCCGUCCAUCACACUCACUCAGUUCGGUGCUUCCCUUGCCCAUCUGUCUCCCUGUCUGUCUGUCUGUCUGUGUGUCUGUCUGUUUGUUUGUGUCGGCCACCAUCCACCUCAUCAGAUUGAGCACAACAGUGGCGACGAUUGGGAAAUGAAGACCUACUUCGAGAUGCUCUAGACUGGACAAGGAGGAGGGUCUUCAAGAUGGAAGCGGUGGCCUGCCUUUAUCCAACGAUGGACGGAUGGAUGGAUGAGGGCCGUGACGGGAUGGUGUGCCGUGAGGGCCGUCAGGUUUUUUGGGCGCAGGCAUUUGGUGCGCUACCCUGACGAGCCCUUCCACGCAAUCCGUGUGUGUGUGUGUGUGUGUGCGGUUUUUGUCUCCAUCGAUGAUGGUGUCAUCCAGCCCUUUUUGACACGCGUGUGCUUCACUACCGCUCCAAGGAACCGGCCAUGUACGUGUGUGGGAGCGGGCGGGUGUUCUGGCUGUCUGAAUGAGCGUGUCCAUGUGUGACAGGCGGCAGCCAGGUGUGAUGACAAUCGUUGAAUCCAUCAUGCA